AGGGUCGGGUCAGGCUGGAUCGAGACCGAAAGUGGAUUAUUGUUCUUUCCCUGACAUUUGAUCUCUGUAAGCUAACAUUUCCCGUCAUUUCACUCACAAUAACCAUGCCGGAAACCGACGAACAACCACCACCACCAUCAGCGCCGUCAUCCACCACCACCACAACCGCUUCUCCAAUUUACAUACAUCCACGACGCGAGCCAUUCGAACACGGCCUUCUCCCAAUCCCUAAACUCAUCUUCACAGACGGAUCUCAAACACUUAUAUCAAUUCGUAACAAACUCUUAUCCUCAUCCUCUAGCUCUUCGUAUCGAGUUAAUUAUGAAGCAAUUUCUGAAGCACUUCAGAUCUCACAUGAAAAUGCUCGACUUGUUAUUGAAACAAUUGCUUCCGUUCUACACUCUGAAUCGGAUCCAAUUGUUACAGCUAAGUUAACCGAGAUCGGUGAUAUCGGUGUUAAUGUGUUUGAUUUGAUGCUUUUUUUGUAUAUUCAGAGUUAUAAAAGGUUGCUUCCUAAAGGACAUAAGGAUUCUGCUGCUGUUGCUGAUGUUUGGCCUUCUACUUCAGCUUUUGACGGGUUUUUAUCUGCUCUUUCGCCGUUGCAGCUUGUACGCAGCAAUAGUCGUCGGUUUAUGCCAUCACAGGCUGAUGAAGAGGCUCAUCAAUUAUCAUAUUUACAGAAACACUUGGGAAACAUUUUGUCUCUUUUGGCAGAGUCAGUGGAAGGGGAUAAUGAAGAAUCACUGGUUUUGUCCAUGGAGAAAUUGGAGCAUCUUGGCUUCCUAAUCUUUUUUGGUGAAAAGGGAUCUGAGAGAAUCCCAUUGAGUCAGAAUGCCCCAUUUUUUGCCAAUUCAGAUCCAGAGAUGCCUGCUGUUCCUGUUCCUGCAGCUCAAGUACAUGACUGGCUCCUAGAAAAUAUAGCCUCCGCUUUGACACGAAUUACUGAGAGGGCUUCCGCAAAGGAAAAUGGACCAACCAAUGCCUCUGAUCAGGAUGUGCCAAUGGCUGAUGUCUCUGCAAGUUCAGUGAAGAGUUCGCCCAGUCCUAGAGGACCAAGUUACAUUGAAGGAAUUUCUAAAUCGUCAUAUGUAAGGCUGCCAAAUGAUAUUAAGGGCUCCUCUGUAAAGGUUAUUAAUUGCCAUGAAUCAGUCAUUUAUAUUUUAGCUCCUUUGAAAUAUGCGACAGUAUAUGGAUGUUCUGAUGCAACUAUUGUCCUGGGAGCUGUAGGCAAGGCUGUCAGAGUUGAGCACUGUGAACGUGUACACGUGAUUGCAGCAGCAAAACGUAUUUGUAUUGCCAAUUGUCGUGAAUGCAUAUUCUUCUUGGGAGUAAACCAAACACCACUUCUUGUUGGCGAUAACCAUAAAUUGCAGGUGGCUCCCUACAAUACUUUUUACCCUCAACUGGAGGAACACCUGAAUCAAGUUGGUAUUGACCCAACCAUCAACAGAUGGGAUGCACCUGUAGCUCUUGGUGUCGUUGACCCACAUGAUUCACUGUCACAUCCUGCUGGUGUGUCUGAUGUUCAAACUGAGUCUGCUAUCCCUGUGGACCCUGAUCAGUUCACCAACUUUUUGAUUCCAAACUGGUUUGAAGGGCAGCAAUCUGGGCCCACGAAAGAUAAUCCUUUCCCUUUACCGGAUGCUUAUUUGGCAUCGCAGCAGAGAAAUCACAAGAACUUGGAGGAGACUAAGCAUAUUUUGAAGGAAACCGAGCUUGACGAGAGCAGGAAGCGGGAAGUCGCAACUGCUCUCCAUGUGUGCUUUAAAGACUGGUUAUAUGCUUCGGGAAAUAUACGGCAACUAUACUGUCUUCAAGGCGAAUAGUGUUCUGCACGAUGUUUCAGCAAGUGUAGUGAGGAUGCUUUCAGACAAGUUACCCUCUUGAACUCUUGUGCAGUUUAUAACCAGAAUGCCUCAUGGCUUGAACCGUGUUACUUUUUCUCGAAACUGUUCCGUCUUGUACUAAUAUGGAAGUCAAAAAGUUUUAGAUUUCAGCUUCCCCUUUUUCUUCAUUGGUCUUGCUAGGUUCUGAACUUUUAGCUGAGGAUUAGUCUCUUGUUAUUUAUUUGGUUUAUUUGGGUUCCUGUAUACAAAUAAGAGAUGCAGAAGAACAUGCGGGGGAAACUAGAGAACCAAGUUUUCUUGUUUAACAGGAAAUUAGAGAACAAGUUUUCUUGUUUAACAUAUAGUUUAGAAGUCAGUAUUCUGUAGAAUUGGUGAUUGGUUUUGCCUUGCAGCUAUUUACUCUUUGACAUG
Lycium ferocissimum is the source of this 2258-nucleotide messenger RNA. RefSeq lists its product as uncharacterized. NCBI's taxonomy places the organism in Eukaryota, Viridiplantae, Streptophyta, Magnoliopsida, Solanales, Solanaceae. The coding region runs from base 105 to 1826 and encodes 573 amino acids. The transcript has 10 exons. The record is from RefSeq and is a predicted model, not a curated record.